ACAAGGCGGUCAGCCGUUGUAUAGCUGGUUGCCCGGGGAACCGGACAUCAGCGAACAACCAACCACGUUGCAGGAUUUCUUUCGUCCUGCCCAUUUCUCUUGCCAUUGGCUGACGCUUACCCAGUAGGGGUGUUUCGAGCUCUGGGGAAAUCCAAUCAACGUUUCGUUGCGCUGGUGUGUGAUUGGCCAAUUGGUGUAACAGCCGCCUGACUGGAGAGUAGUAAGAUGGCGACUGAGGAGCAACAGAGUGCUAGGCGGAGGGGCAGAUGGAAGAUUCCGGGCUGUGUGUGUCUGCUGGUGGUGUUGGUGAGCUUAGUGAGUGGCGACCAGACGGAGGAGUACCUGAAGAGAGAACACUCACUCAGCAAACCCUACCAAGGGGUGGGCUCCUCUUCUUCAUCGCUAUGGGAUUUAAUGGGCAAUGUGCUUGUUACCCCUCAGUAUGUACGUCUGACCCCAGACCAGCAAAGCAAACAGGGGGCCAUCUGGAACCGAAUGCCAUGUUAUUUGAGAGAUUGGGAACUACAAGUUCACUUCAAAAUUCAUGGCCAGGGUAAGAAGAAUCUAAAUGGUGAUGGCUUCGCUAUCUGGUACACCAAGGAUCGGAUGCAACUAGGUCCUGUGUUCGGGAGUAAAGAUAACUUUGUUGGUCUAGGUUUAUUUAUAGACACCUACCCAAAUGAGGAGAAACAACAUGAAAAAAGGUAUUCUCCAAGCAAUCAGCGAGUGUUUCCCUAUGUUUCGGCAAUGGUGAGCAAUGGGUCACUGGUGUAUGAUCACAGCAGAGAUGGCCGUCCUACUGAAAUCGGAGGUUGUACAGCCAUGGUGCGGAAUCUUAACCAUGACACUUUCCUGGUCAUUCGUUAUGUUAAACGCAGACUUACGGUCAUGCUAGAUAUUGAUGGAAAACAAGAAUGGAGAGAUUGCUUGGAUGUACCUGGCGUUCGUUUGCCGCGUGGAUAUUACUUUGGCACUUCUGCAGUUACUGGAGAUCUUUCAGAUAACCACGACAUCAUAUCUAUGAAAUUGUACCAGAUCACUGUGGAGCGUACCCCUGCAGAGGAGAAGAUGGACAAAGAAGUUUUCAUCCCCACUGUCGACAACCUUAAGCUACCAGGAGUUGAGGAAUCCGCGGAGUCCAUGAGCAAUUUUGCCAUUUUCCUCAUUGUGUUUUUUUCUCUGCUCGGUCUGGUCUUUGCCGGUGUCAUCUUGCUAAUUGUAUAUAACAAGUGGCAGGAAAGAAGUCGCAAGCAUUUCUACUGAGUGUGUGGCAUGAAGACUCUGAGCAUUGCUAGUACCUACAGACAGAAGUCUGUGAGUCAUUCUGUGAAUGAACCAGAUUGUUAUCCUGUAACUUGUGGCAACAAAAGUAGCCAAAUGUGCUGCCUGUAUUUCUUUUUUUCAUUUGUUUGAUACUGGUUUUAUGUUUUAUAAGCUGCUACUGAACUCAGUUUGUAUAUCCAUGCAGUUUUUACCUUUUUUGUCUACCUGUCACUCACGCACACACUGCCUAAUCGGUAAUUUUGUGACCAUCCUGAGAAGACAGCCUGUCACUUUACUGCAUACUUGUGACAUUGAUGAAAUAGAAUACGAGUGGGCAAUGGCUUAGGUACUGGUGACUGGCAGACACACCCAUCUAUGUUUUUAACGGGUUGCCUUUUUAUUAAAGUAAUAGGCUGGUAACUAG
Messenger RNA from Rana temporaria (common frog), 1687 nucleotides. RefSeq names its product lectin, mannose binding 2 like (gene LMAN2L). Gene Ontology annotation, cellular component: endoplasmic reticulum-Golgi intermediate compartment; Golgi membrane; endoplasmic reticulum membrane. Gene Ontology annotation, molecular function: D-mannose binding. The transcript is spliced from 9 exons. The record is from RefSeq and is a predicted model, not a curated record. Lineage: Eukaryota; Metazoa; Chordata; Amphibia; Anura; Ranidae. Gene Ontology annotation, biological process: endoplasmic reticulum organization; Golgi organization; endoplasmic reticulum to Golgi vesicle-mediated transport. The coding region runs from base 226 to 1263 and encodes 345 amino acids.